Symbiodinium sp. CCMP2592 is the source of this 5064-nucleotide messenger RNA. The record is from the annotation of a GenBank genome assembly. NCBI's taxonomy places the organism in Eukaryota, Dinophyceae, Suessiales, Symbiodiniaceae.
AUGGAGACUCAGAAUGUCUUCACUUCGACGCCGGCGCAGGUACCGGCGACCCCGCAGAGCAUGCUUAUUAGUGCGACAGUCACGGCUGCUCAGACGCUUGUGGAACACCUGCAAAUCCUUCUGGAUCAAGAUGGCACACAGCUCAUGCAUGUAAAGACCAUUGCGAGUGUGCCUCACAUGUGUGCACUUCUGAUCCGAAUGGCUCACAGCGGGCAGCUCUACUGCUACAGGUGCAGCAUGGCGGACCACGGGUCUGAUAGCGAAGCCAUCGACUUGGCGGAGGCAGCUCGGGAUGAUCGAGGACACCCAGCGAUGCUGGGACCUUCGCCAGCGACCCCAGGGGGCACACCCCUGCCGCGUGGACCGCCGCCCCCACGGCCAGUUCAGGAGCAGCAGCAAAUGGCCCAUCACCUAUCAGGACACAUCGCUCAGGCAUUCGCUGAAAGCGGGGUGCCAAUCACCCAAGUGCUCACGAUGAUGCCAGAUGCGUGGUGGUUGCUACGGAAUCUUCGAGUCCAGAUCGACGAGCUUCCAGCAAGCUACUCAGAGCACCCCAAUAUUCUACAUACGGGGGACCUCACUGACACCGAAGGUCAGGAGGAGGAGCGGGCCAACGAGGACACCGACCAUGACCAUCCCGACCGCGACCCGGGUGGCGACACGGAGGCCAGAACAACCAGGGAGAUUAGGGCGGCCAUGAACGCUGAAGGUCGGACUCUUAUGACUUCUACGGAAACCGAACGACUGACAGCAUUGAUGACAGGGCUGCCAGAGGAAGAGACUUCGAGCGAGGAGGACCUCUCCAGGGCCAGAUCUUCUUCGGAUUGGGUGUCGACGGAUGCUCUUCGAGCUGCUCCCAGGGGCCCAUGGAGCAUGGAGGUACUCUAUCAGUUCGAUGACAAAGAACGGGGCCGGAUGGCACAGCUCAUGUGGUACUACUCAAGGACACGCUCUUCAACAACACGACAGGCUGGCAUGUUCAUAACCUUGACGAACUUCAUUUACAAUGACAAGCAGUUUUCAUCCGAAGGCACGAAGUACCGCUACAACCACCACGACAGCUGGACGUCUGAAGCCGUUCCGGCGAAGCACGUGGGUCCUGCCGCGAAGGCGGCGCUUUUUAUGGAGGCACAUGGAGACAUCAUCAGUGGAGGCCUACAUGCAUCCAUCUUCCGCGAACUCACUACUUACCUUGCGGAUGAGGGCAUUGAAGUCUGUGUUGUACAGGAGACACAUUGGAACUACGAUGCCAACUGGAGCACCCCGGACUUUCACUUUGUGCAUUCCUCAGGACACGAAAAGGAAGACAAACAUGGAGGCGUCUUAACCAUCAUAUCGACCAAGGUGGCGACCAACUUGGAACUGCAGUACCACGUGCUCUGGCCGGGCACAAAUAUCUCCUACGACUUCGACACGCCCUCAGUGGACAACAACGACUUUAUGUCCAUCCUUACCUCAUACCAUCUCACAGCUUUGAAUACCUGGAACAGGCAGCUGUCGUACAACACUUUCCUGUGGCAAGCUGGCGAGAAGGAGCAAACCAUCAUCCUGUGCAGGAUUGACAUCAACGGCAUUAUCGAGGACCUCAAGGCGAAAGAGCCCCCGCAGGCCCUGCUCACUCUCAGAGACUGCAUUAGCCAAGGACUUCGUGAAGAGACCUGGGACACCCUUCCGCGGCUGGAGGUAGGUUUGAUCAAGGCUGCCCAGGAGCUCUAUCCCAAGCACGCUCCCAACGACCCGAAUCAAGAGGCGGACUUGAAAUUAUCACAUUGUGCCCGUCGCAUGUGGGCACUUUUUCGCGAGAUGCGGACACACCCCUUCAACAUGCACGGCGUCUUCCACUCCUGGAAGCAAUGGGCUCAGUUCACCAAAGCACACAAAGAACAUAAACAUCGUGCCAAAGAGCGUAGCAAAGCAUGGAGACGUGAUCUUAUUCUGAAGGCACAACAAGCAGCUGAAAACCACAAUAUGUUCCAGAUCUGGGAGGUGGUUAAGAGUUUAGCACCGAAAUCCAAGCGCAAGAAGUUACAACUCUACAGGAACGGACACAUGAUGACUCCCGAAGCUGAGCUCGACUGGAUCAUCGAGGAGUUUGGCGACCGGUCUGUCAUCAAUGGAGCUCCCCGGUUCUACAGGUACAACAAGAAUGGGCCGACGCCACAGCCAAUUGGUCUGCAGCAUCCGGUUGGAAAGGGCAUCAUGAAGAUCAUCAUAGCACAGGCAAAGGACCAAAUACAUGCAAUGGUCCGACAAUGGCCGCAGUGCGCAUAUGUGCCCAACAGGAGCACUACCACGGCGCUCAAAAGGGUCUUCAAGCACUGUGCCAAGGUACGUCAAGCAUGCAAUCAAAGUCGUCUGAACUUACACCAGCUCAAGGAUGGCGAACACCCCAUCCGGAACUAUGGAGGACUCCAAAUUUGCAUGGAUCUAUCUGCAGCUUUCGAUCUUGUAUCAUGGGCAUCUAUCAAAGAAGCCAUGGAAAUGGCACAGAUCAACCCCAGCAUCCAGGAGCUUCUACUGCAGUGGCUCUGUCAGCUUCGCUACACAUUCCAGCACAAGGGAAUGGAGAAAGACAUCUGGCCCUCAUGGGGAUUGAGGCAGGGAUGCAUCGCGAGUCCUGUCCUGUGGGCUGCUUUUACCGCUCUGCUGAGCCAAGCAAUUGACAAACGCCUAGAGGAAACGUGGAGUUCUGACCACUCCACGAUGUACGCUGACGACACGCACUUACAAUGGACUUUUCACAAUCUUCAAGGCUUCGAACAAGCCAUUCAUGAGCUCAAUAGAGUGAUAGCUGUCUUCAGGAGACUGGGAAUGAAGGUGAACAUCAACAAGACCAAGGCUAUCCUCCGAGUUACGGGACACAUGAAGCACCACAUCCGGAAACAUUACAUUCGAUCUCACGGUAAAGAACGUAGACAGCUUCUUUCCCCAGGUGACCCUUCAGGAUGGAUCCAACUGGUGGACCAGGUGGAAUACCUAGGUCUGAUCAUCUCUUAUGACAACUUUGAGCUGCAAUCUGUCAAGCAUAGAAUCAAUAAGGCUCAUAACCGUCGAUGGUCCCUGGCCUCGAUUCUCCACACCAAGAAGGUCUCGAUUUCCUACAAGCUCAACCUCUGGCGCAGUUGCGUGCUUUCCACUAUGUUGUACGCCCUCCACAGCCUGUGUCUUGGCGCAGGACAGAUCUGCUUGCUACAACGAGCCCUCAUGCGACACAUCAGGGCUAUCGUCUCGGACCAGGCUUUUCUCACAGGACAUACACACGAGGACAUCAUGACAAAGUAUCACAUUCAAACUGCGCAGGAACUUCUUGAACGAGCACAUGAGCGCGAACAGCUCAAUGCGGACUCGAGUGAUUGGAUAGUGGAUUCAGACUGGAACCGAUCUAUCUCCAAGGCUCUGCUCGAGGCGGCACAAACCAAGGAGCCCGAAUCCGACACCGAGAAGGCCAUUUGGGCCUGUCCGCUAUGUUCUGAACAAUUUAUCACACAGGCAGCCCUCAAAAUCCAUGCCAGACGAGCGCACAAAAUUGUGGCCCAGCGGAAGAACAUCUUCAACCGCCUCGUGCACUCAGUCGGUGGGCUACCUCAGUGUGCUAGUUGCUUCAAGCGCUUCAGCAAAUGGCAGACCCCACUGCGGAUCAAUCCAAUCCGCAUGAAACCGAAUAUGGCCUACGGGGACCCGGACUGGGACGAGUUCUUUGGCGAACUCCACGGGGAGGACUUGCCGAUGACGAAUGAGGAGCUCAAGGUUCUCAAACAGGACACGGCCCUGGUGCUCUUUCUUCGCCCAGGGGAGGACAACGUGCUACACCACCUCUACAAAGUGGCGGCGCACUUCAAAGCCAAGCAGGAGCAGGACGCCACAUGGCAACUGGGACAGAAUCCUCUUCGCAUGGUCUUGGCCAUAGCACUCUUCAAGGAAGUCACGGACCGCCUGAACCAGACCAUUGCUUCGCAGGAAAAGCUGAAGAGAGCGGUGGAUCAAGGAUGGCGAGAUCCACAAGCGGGCUGGAGAUACCAAGUUUGGAACCACAAAACCAAACAACUCCAGGUCGAUGCCAGUCGACCACCGAUUCCGGAAGACAAACUUCUCGACCACUUCGCCACCAUCCUUCAAUGCCUUCGUCAGCCCAUCGUCAACCGCUUUCGAUGCACGAGAAGAUUAACAGAAACAAUGUCCAGCCCAGCAACCUUCAAACUAGACAUGUCAGUUCGAAGCCACAGUGCUCUGACGAUGUGGGACACUCUGAAGAUGUUGCAAGGGAAUGCGGUUUUCCAACUUGCUGGAAUGGCCUACAAGACGGAAAGCCUGGCCAGAGGGCCAGUGGAGCAGAAGAUCGCGGAGAUGGUGUAUGGCAGGAGGUUGACAGAUGAUCCUCGGUGGCUAACGCUGAUCGAUGAUUGGGGUGAGGUCCAUCGUCAACAUGAUGUGUGUGAAUUUCUUGAACACAUACUGCAAAAGAAUGACUAUGGUUUGUUCCAAGGCACAUGGCAGGCAAGGUCGCCUACCAUGGCAGGGGAGAUGCAGCUUGUGGAUACAGGGCAGUGCACUCAAUCCAUUGUUCUUCACAUGCCUUCAACCUACCCUACGACAUCGGCCAAUUCACUUACGAUUCAAUCCUUGGUGGACACUUGGUGCAGGGGAAUUGACAGGAUACAUGGUCUGACAGUCGCGCCCCCGGUGAUCCUACUUCAGCUUCAUCGCUUCACCAAACAGCGUGAUCGUGUUCUCAAAAAUCACCUCAAGGUGCAGCUGGACCACGUGAUCCAAAUGCCUUUCUUUUCUGGGGACAGGCACAAUCUGUCGCAUCGUUCAUACAAGCUCAAAGCAUUCAUUGAACACCAUGGAGCCACACCCACUUCAGGACAUUAUACGGCCAACCUGGUCAACGAUGAGGGCUCAUGGAGCUGUGACGAUGGCAGAGCAGCCAAAGUGAAAACCAUGCGGGGUGAGCGACAUCCCACUAAAACUGGCUAUGCUCUUUUCUACAGUCUCGACGCUGCUCUUGCCACAUCUUCCGAUGAAGGUUUGGCACACACUGGCGACACACAUGCUAGCACAUAA